Messenger RNA from Saprolegnia parasitica CBS 223.65, 1342 nucleotides. RefSeq lists its product as hypothetical. Gene Ontology annotation, cellular component: endosome; WASH complex. NCBI's taxonomy places the organism in Eukaryota, Oomycota, Saprolegniomycetes, Saprolegniales, Saprolegniaceae. Gene Ontology annotation, biological process: endosomal transport; endosome organization. The coding region runs from base 23 to 1342 and encodes 439 amino acids. The record is from RefSeq and is a predicted model, not a curated record. The transcript has 8 exons.
CCGAGUGUUACCGACGACCGAGAUGGCCAAAGAGGCGAAGGGAGACGCAGCAGCCGAGGGCGCGAGUACGCCGGCCCCCGCCCGGCAGGCCUCGGCCGCAUCCUCGCGCCGCGGCGACGACGACGACCAUAGCGACGGCGCGGCCUCCGAGGCCAGCCACCGCCAGCACGACCGCCCGCGCUUCGACUCGCGGGUCUCGUGGGCCGACUCGACGCGCCUCGACCGCUUCGACUCGCGCGCGUCCAUGAUGAGCAACCGCGACCGUUCCGACUCGAAGGCCUCGGUGCGCAGCACGUCGAGCCGUGUGAGCACCAAGAGCCUGCGUACUGCGGCCACCAACAAGGACCUCCCCAAAGCCGAGCUGGACGCGAUCGACGAAGAGGACUACCAGUUCGUCUCGGCGUUCGCCGACUUUGACGUGCACGACCAGCCGAUCCGCGAGCAGCUGCAAAAGUCCCUCGACAUAGUCAACGAGCACACGUCCAAGCUCAAGGAGAUUGAAGACGCCUUGUCGGCCGCCAUGUCAGAAGUGUGGGGCUACUGGGCCGACCCGAUCCAGAUGCACUUGCAUCCAGCCGAGCGCGUCGAUGUCCAAGACCUCAUCCGCACCGACAACGAGCUCUUCAACAAGGUGCUCACGGUCUUUGCCGUGCUCUGCGACGAGAUCUCGGAGCUCAAGGUCACGGUGGAAGACAACUUUUACCCGGCGCUCAUCAUGUUUGGGCAAGCCAAGCAUGGCGACACCGCAGCCGUCAAGCCCGGCGAGGACGAAGUGCACAUUGGUCGCAUGCUGCCCUUCUUCCAAGAUAUCUCCAACUUUGUCGAUCGCUGCAGCUUGAUUGCGAUCAACCUCGUGCACCAGCUCGCGUCUCUGUACCAGAGCUACCAAAAGCUCUGGAAGUCGACGUUCAAGCACGUGCAUUUGACGUCUGUCUACGACGCGUUCGCCAACCUCCUCGAGAUCCUCAUGACGCUCGAUAUGAUUGUACUGGACAACCCCAACAUCGUCACGUCCUGGGACAAGUACAAGCGCAUGAUGCAGUAUGUGCGCGCCGACCCCGCGCGCUACAACGUGACGCUCGAGAAGGUCAAGUCUUUCGAGCAGCUCCUCGUCAACCUCGAUCAAACCUUCAUGGGAGCCAAGUGCUUCCAGACGUGCAUUGAGCAAGACUUUGAGACGCUCUUGUCGUUUGAAGACAGCGAGGACGAAGAUGAAGAUGAGGACGAGGACGCCGCGCAGACCAAGUCGAUCGACGUGCGCAACAACCGCGUUUUCCUCGACGAAUUCUUCCAUUGCCUCAGCACGCGCAUCCACUCGUGGGGACCACGGGUCUGUAUGUGA